Molecule: messenger RNA, 612 nt
Organism: Setaria italica (foxtail millet)
Lineage: Eukaryota; Viridiplantae; Streptophyta; Magnoliopsida; Poales; Poaceae
Product: protein ENHANCED DOWNY MILDEW 2
Exons: 5
Source: RefSeq, a predicted model, not a curated record
GACAACUGCAAGUAUAAGCAACAUCAGUGUUCUGCUUGUGGAUUGUUGGGGUCUUCAGACUUGUCAUCAGGAGCUGAGGUAUUCAAAUGUAAGAACUAUGCAUGUGGGCAUUUUUACCACCCUAAGUGUAUUUCCGAACUGCGGCACCCUGAUAGCAAACACCAGGCCUCCCUUUUCGAGCAGAAUGUUGCUGCUGGACUGAAAUUCCUGUGUCAUGUGCAUAAAUGUAGUGCAUGUCAUGGAAAAGAGAAUAAGGAUGAUAAGAAUAUGCAGUUUGCAGUAUGCAGGCUCUGCCCAACAACGUACCACUGGAAGUGUUUGCCCAGUGAUAUCCCCUUUGAAGCAAAGGAAGACCCCAAUGGCUACAUAUUUCAAAGGGCGUGGGAUGGCAUUCUUCGUGAUCAAACUCUGAUAUACUGCAUGAAGCAUGAGAUCGUUAAAGAGCCAGGAAUUCCCAGGAGGAAACUUAUCAUCUUUCCUGAUGCCAAAAAUCCUUUAGGCCCCCUCUUAUACACACUCCUGGUGCUUUGCACGUGGCACCCCAGGCCGGCCCCAGCUAUGAAAGUCAGCGAGAGGAUCAGCAAAACCCAAGACACUGUCUUGGACUUGUGA